Messenger RNA from Necator americanus (New World hookworm), 1080 nucleotides. RefSeq lists its product as uncharacterized. The record is from RefSeq and is a predicted model, not a curated record. NCBI's taxonomy places the organism in Eukaryota, Metazoa, Nematoda, Chromadorea, Rhabditida, Ancylostomatidae. The coding region runs from base 1 to 1080 and encodes 359 amino acids. The transcript is spliced from 10 exons. Gene Ontology annotation, molecular function: oxidoreductase activity.
AUGUUGGCUCGAAUGAACCAUCAAAUCGGCCCGAUCUUUGUUCUGACGCGUACUCUGUUUGCACGAAAAGAGCGUGAGUAUAUUUGGACUCGUAACAUGUCUCGUUUCCAAGGAAAAGUCGUCAUUGUUACUGGCUCAUCUUCUGGGAUCGGAGCUGGGACGGCUGUACUAUUCGCCAAGGAAGGUGCUAAAGUUACAAUCACUGGAAGGAAAAAGGAUGGUCUUGCGGGCACUAAGAAGGCUAUGCUCGAGGUUGGAGCCAACGAGGACCACAUCAAUGUAGUAGUUGCGGAUGUGACUGAUGCCCUAGGUAGAGAAGAAAUUGUCACAAGUACCAUCCAAAAGUUCGGAAGACUUGAUAUUUUGAUCAACAACGCAGGCGCUGGAUUCGAAAACGGUUCAAUGAAAAUGGAUGCGAACACGGAUCUACUUGAAAAAACAAUGAAAGUGAACGUGAGCAGCGUAAUUGAACUGAUUCAACUGUCUAAACCACACCUUAUAAAGGCUAAAGGCGAAAUUAUCAACGUUUCUAGCAUUACUGGUCUGCCGGUUGCGCAUUCAUCAGUCCCCUAUUACGCCAUGUCAAAAGCAGCAUUGGAUCAAAUGAUGCGAUCAUUAGCGAUUGAUCUUAUAGCUGAAGACGUUCGAGUGAAUAACGUCAAUCCGGGUGUUGUCGUUACACAGUUUAUUCAGAAUAUGGGCGUUCCCGACGAAAUGGCUCAAAAGAUGUAUGACAGUUUUGCGAGCAACCGCGCUGUGUUACCAUGCGGCAAGGUUGGUAAUCCGUCGGAUAUCGCGAACGUGAUCGCUUUUCUUGCCGACCGCAGUCAGUCCUUCUACAUCGUUGGUCAGACGAUCGUCGCUGACGGUGGAACAUCUAUUCACAUCGCCAAAGGUUAUAACCUGAAAGGUCAGCAGGUCGGCCCGUCAUCAAUAUCGGAGACUACAUUAUCUACUGCUGAUGCUGAUGAGAAGAAAGUAGGCGCGAUAACUGUGAAGAACGAUUACAGCAAAAUGGUGGAGGAAUUUGGCUCAACGUCGCCUAGUUGCGCCUUUCUACGAGCGCAUGAUCCCAGAUGA